UCUUAAAUCGGCUUUUGAGUUUUAGCUAAUUUAUAUGGUACCUAGUUUUUAAGAAAACAAUAAAAAGUGAAAUACAAAUCGGACAUGAGAGUCUUGUAUUCAAAAAUGUUUACAUAAUGACUUGAAAAAUCUAUAAAACGAAAUUCAAAAUGGUUUAUGAAACAAUUCCCCGAACAGUUCGGAUUAUCUUGCUUGGCGAACCGUCAGUGGGUAAAACAUCAUUAAUACUCUCACUGGUUACUGAAGAAUUUGCAGAAAAUGUGCCCCCUAAAGCAGAAGAAAUAACAAUCCCUGCUGAUGUUACCCCAGAGCAAGUACCGACGAACAUCGUCGAUGUAUGUCUAACCGAACAAACUAUUGAACAAGUUGCGGAAGAGAUUGAAAAAGCACAUGUUAUAUGUAUAGUUUUUUCGGUGGAUAGACAAGAAACCUUAAAUAAAGUUGCUUCUUAUUGGUUACCCUUUGUAAGAGACAACUGCCCAGAUGAUUACCGGAAACCUGUUAUUCUCGUUGGAAACAAAAUAGAUCUAAUAGAUUAUUCCAUCAUUGAUAACAUCUGGGACAUUGCUGAGGAAUACCCGGAGGUAGACAGGUGCAUAGAAUGUUCAGCAAAAACCCUAACAAAUGUUUCAGAAAUGUUCUAUAAUGCACAAAAAGCAGUAUUACACCCAAUUCAUCCUAUUUACUCAAUAGAAGAACAGGAGCUUACAGAAAGAUGUAAAAAAGCUCUAACAAGAAUAUUUAAAAUUUGUGACAUUGAUGGAGAUGGUGUAUUAGAUGAUUAUGAAAUAACAAUAUUUCAAAAGAAAUGUUUCGAUACACCUUUACAAUUACAGGUUUUAGAUGAAGUAAAAUCAGUAAUUGCACAAAACAUAGCUGGAGGUAUAGAGAAUGAAUGUAUUACUAUGAAGGGAUUCAUUUUCUUGCAUUGUCUGUUUAUACAAAGAGGGAGAAAUGAGACAACCUGGACAGUCCUGCGUAAAUUUGGUUAUGAUGAAAGCUUAGAAUUGAUGCAUAGUUAUUUAUAUGCUAACAUAAAAGUUCCUGUAGGAUGCUCUACAGAGCUUUCCUAUAAAGGGCAGCAAUUUUUAACACAAUUAUUUGAAAAAUAUGAUCGAGACAGGGAUGGUAUGCUAAAUCCAACUGAAAUAAAGAAUGUCUUUUCUUGCUGUCCCCGUAUACCGUGGCACAACUUACGUUAUACAGUUCCAACUAAUGAUAAGGGUUUUCUAACUCUACAAGGCUGGAUGUGUCGUUGGACUUUAAUGACGUUACAUGAUUUGCAGAGUACAAGUGCUUACUUAGCUUAUUUAGGCUACAAUUUUCUUGAAAAUGAUACCCAAAAAUCAGCCAUACAUAUUACCCGAGAUAAGAAAGUUGAUAUUGCUAAAAAACAGUCAAGUCGAAAUGUAUACCAGUGUCAUAUUAUUGGUCCAAGAUCAUGUGGCAAAACAUCCAUAUGUCGAAGUUUUUUAGGCAUAGCACAUAAGAAAAUAAAACCAACUACGUACGAAAGAGGUGACAAUAACACGGAAAAUAAUUGUUGCAUAAACACGGUGCUCGUGUAUGGACAAGAAAAGUAUUUAGUUCUGAGGGAGAUUCCCAUAACCCGCGUGUCGGAUCCACUGCAGCCUCACGAAGUUAACUGUGACGUGGCUUGCCUCGUUUAUGAUAUCGCCGCCACUAGAUCAUUUGAAUAUAUUGCUAGAAUAUAUAUUAAAUAUUUUGCUGAAAGUCACAUUCCUGUUUUAAUUGUUGGAACUAAAGGUGAAAAUAUAAUGAUGAGACAGGAAUAUAUUUUACAACCGGACGUGUUUUGUAACAAAUAUCAACUUCUACCUCCGCAAUUUUUUAAUAUCAAAGAGAACAAGCACGAUGUUUUUGUAAAGUUGGCGACUAUGGCUGCAUUUCCUCAAUUUCAAGCUGCUUGGAUUUUAUUCAGCAAACACAGGCAUCUAAAGCAUUUUGCGAGUUUGGCGGGAGAGAACUCGUCGUGGUGGAAAGCUGGUAUCGGGGUUGCCGCAGCGACUAUUAUGGGCUUCAUGCUUCUCAAGAUGUUGAAUUUCCAACGACGGUAGAUUUUGACAUAUGUAUUGGAUAUAUUGAAACUUGCCAAUUAAUAAUAUAGGCGUGUGAUACGUGAGAAAUAUCUUUAAAUAAGUAGAUCUUAUGAGUAUCCAAUACAAACCAAAGAUAUGUAAUGCAAUGCGUUCAUAAAUUAUUAUUACUUUUUUGUUGUAAAUAAAAUGUUUUAAU
Messenger RNA from Vanessa atalanta (red admiral), 2256 nucleotides. RefSeq names its product mitochondrial Rho GTPase (gene Miro). The coding region runs from base 150 to 2078 and encodes 642 amino acids. Gene Ontology annotation, biological process: mitochondrion organization; cortical cytoskeleton organization; establishment or maintenance of cell polarity. The transcript has 12 exons. Gene Ontology annotation, molecular function: GTP binding; calcium ion binding; GTPase activity. Gene Ontology annotation, cellular component: cell projection; cytoskeleton; mitochondrial outer membrane. NCBI's taxonomy places the organism in Eukaryota, Metazoa, Arthropoda, Insecta, Lepidoptera, Nymphalidae. The record is from RefSeq and is a predicted model, not a curated record.